AUGUACCAACUUGGCCGGACCGCGCUUUCUUUCGGGCUUCUCGCCCUUUUCUCUGUCGCCAACGCGUCCCCCGAUCGCGCAGAGUGUCUCUUGGCUCGCAGCGACGAGCUCGCCGCCAUGGCCGCCUGUGGUGAUGCUGCCAAGCUCAGCCUCUGCCUCGCCAGCGUCCCUAAGGAUGCCACCGUCAGCGUAGUCACACAGUGCUUCUUCGACGCUGGCUGCUCUACCGAGGACACGGCCAUUGGGGCCGGUCUCGUGCUCAAGCAGUGCGAGCAGGGUCUUGAGGGCGCCGAGCUCCGUAUCCGAGGAUUGGAGAGCAUGCCCUACAUCACCGACGCACCCGUGCUUGCCGCCCGUGCCGACUCCAACUUCGUCCCCUCAAUCCAGUGCAGCACCGACACGACAAUUACCAUCACGACCUGCACCAGCGUCGUCAAUGGCGCCCAGACGAGCCGGACCUGCUUCCCCACCCCGAUGGUCACCCAGGUCUGCGACUCGGCCAAUGUCUGCAUGAAGGACCAGAAGGGUAUCGACAUUUGCAUGGUCCGCCGCAACAUGCCCACCACCGACGGCCUCGUCAUCACCAUCUUCCUGCUCGUCGUCUUCGUCACCGGCUGCGGCACCAUGAUCUUCCUGUGCUGCAAGGACUCGCGCGAGCAGAAGCGCAUCCGGGCCCAGCACGAGGCCGCCCAGAUUGCUAAGAGCAACAAGAUGGCCGCCGCCGCUUCGGCUCCUCCCCCCGCCGCUCCCGCUGCCCAUGGCCAGGACCCGUUCACGGAUCCCAGCGCACAGCACUAG
Messenger RNA from Microdochium trichocladiopsis, 798 nucleotides. RefSeq lists its product as uncharacterized. NCBI's taxonomy places the organism in Eukaryota, Fungi, Ascomycota, Sordariomycetes, Xylariales, Microdochiaceae. The record is from RefSeq and is a predicted model, not a curated record. The transcript is spliced from 2 exons. The coding region runs from base 1 to 798 and encodes 265 amino acids.